AGAGACUCCGGUUGAGAGAGAGAGAGAGAGAGAGUGCCGAGCUUUAGUUGGAAGUAGCCUGGUCGAUCUCAGAGGGAGGGUUUCAGCUAGGAAGGCAAGGAGAGAGACUGCUGAGCAAUAGGAGGGGCUGAACAAACGGCUCGGAAAUGGCGGCUGCGCCGGCUAGAGCUCGAGCCGACUACGAUUAUCUAAUCAAGCUCCUCCUCAUCGGCGAUAGUGGGGUAGGAAAGAGUUGCCUGCUAUUACGUUUCUCUGACGAUUCUUUUACAACGAGUUUCAUUACCACUAUUGGGAUUGACUUUAAGAUUAGGACCAUUGAGCUUGAUGGGAAGCGUAUCAAACUACAAAUAUGGGAUACUGCUGGCCAAGAACGUUUCCGUACAAUUACAACAGCUUAUUACAGGGGAGCAAUGGGUAUACUGCUGGUCUACGACGUAACGGAUGAAUCAUCUUUUAAUAACAUCAAGAACUGGAUCAGGAACAUUGAGCAGCAUGCUUCUGAGAAUGUCAACAAAAUAUUGGUGGGUAACAAAGCUGACAUGGAUGAGAGCAAAAGGGCUGUGCCAACAGCGAGGGGACAAGCAUUGGCUGAUGAAUAUGGUAUCAAAUUUUUCGAGACUAGUGCAAAAACAAAUUUCAAUGUGGAGCAGGUCUUCUUUUCAAUAGCUAGAGAUAUAAAGCAAAGACUUGCAGAAACUGACUCCAAAGCUGAGCCCCAAACUCUGAAGAUCAGCAAACCUGAUGCAGCCACAAGCUCAACUGCUGCUUCAGCAAAAUCAACGUGCUGCGGCUCAUGAGGUAUCUAGAGGACCGGGAUCGAUAUGAGGUAUCUAGAGGACCGGGAUCGAUAUGAAGUUGCAUUGCAUGUGUUAUGUAGUUCCUCAAUUCUGGGGAGUUGGUUCCAAUUCGCUAAGCGAACUGGCAGCACCUUCUGCUCCACUAUUGUAACAUUAUGGGUGUUGCUUUUGCUCCCAAAAUCUCUGGGGUGGAAAUUCUGCAAACGCUUUUAUUUAUGUAAGUUGAAAUAAUGACCUGCAUCCUGCUUAGUUAAAUAGCUGGGGCGCUUGUCCUUGUGACUUUCUAUUUCCUCAAUUAAAAAAAAUACAAGUCUCUUUCUAUUUCUUUGUUC
Molecule: messenger RNA, 1129 nt
Organism: Corylus avellana
Lineage: Eukaryota; Viridiplantae; Streptophyta; Magnoliopsida; Fagales; Betulaceae
Product: ras-related protein RABE1c
Molecular function (GO): GTP binding; GTPase activity
Source: RefSeq, a predicted model, not a curated record